Molecule: messenger RNA, 381 nt
Organism: Bipolaris victoriae FI3
Lineage: Eukaryota; Fungi; Ascomycota; Dothideomycetes; Pleosporales; Pleosporaceae
Exons: 1
Source: RefSeq, a predicted model, not a curated record
CAUCAACGCCAAGGAUCCGCUGCUUACUUACUCCAUCCGUACCCUCUUCCCGUCAAUGUAACCCCCCACCCCAAAAAGAACCUCGAUCCACCAAACCCAUACUCUACAUUAGACAUCACUCACACCAAACCUCCAAAUCAACCCCACAAACCACUGAUUCAGUCUACAUCGCUACCUCUCACCGCCUUUUCUCCUCCUCGUCAAACUAACCAUCUAUGCGAAUCGAGUAAGUACCUUACACAAAGUACGCAAACCGCGGAGAGAGACAAAGGUAUACCGGUGUGUGUGUGUGUGCAUGUAUGCCAUUGGCCAUUCCCAUCGGGCCGAACAAAGAAGGCGCGGCAGUUCUUGCCUUAUCGCUCAGCUCGCCUGCAAGCCUAG